Molecule: messenger RNA, 2110 nt
Organism: Juglans microcarpa x Juglans regia
Lineage: Eukaryota; Viridiplantae; Streptophyta; Magnoliopsida; Fagales; Juglandaceae
Product: WEB family protein At2g38370
Exons: 2
Coding region: 138-1889 (583 amino acids)
Source: RefSeq, a predicted model, not a curated record
CUGAUUCUCUCUCUCUCUCUCAUGGUGCCGAACAUCAACAUCAUCAUUAUUCGACUGUGAUCCCACCAACAACCUGAUAAAUUAGCCAGAGGGUUCAGUUUUUGCUCAAAUUCUUUGUCGUUUUUCCCCCAACUCCGAUGGCUGAAACCCUAGGAACUACUGGCGGUUUCAAAGCGGGACCGGGAUCUACCACCGGACUGUCGGCUUCGGGUGGGAAAGUAGGUGGAACAAUGUGUAGGAGUGGUGAUGUGAAGAAGGGCAGUUUCAGGUCGGAGAUCGAUACUUCGGCGCCGUUUGAGUCAGUGAAGCAGGCAGUGAGUCGAUUCGGUGGACUCGGUUACUGGAAACCCCACAACAUCAAGUUCUCUGAUGCCGAGCAUGACGUGAAAGAGGUUGACAUUGUGAAACUAGAGGAACAGGCAGCACAGUUGGAGAAGGACCUGACUGUAAAAGAGAGGGAAACACUGGAUGUGUUGAAAGAACUGGAAGCUACCAAAACAAUUGUUGAAGAAUUGAAAUCAAAGUUACAAAAGGAAGCAUCUGAAAUUAAUGUGCCACUUGACACAAAUAUGGAUGAUAACAACAUGAGUAAUCCAGCAAAAGAGGGAGAUAAGGGGAACCGUGUGAAUCCAAUUUCGGAAGGUUUGAGCUCAUGCCCUUCUUCAGCACCAGGUUUUAUCUUAAUGGAACUCAAACAAGCUAAGUUGAAUCUCACCAGGACUACUAAUGAUCUUGCUGACAUUCGAGCUUCUGUUGGAUCAUUUAACAAUAAAUUAGAGAAGGAAAGGAUAUCUCUUGAAAAAACUCGUGAGAGGUUAACUCUCAAUUCCUCAAAAAUAUCCUCUCUCGAGGAGGAGUUAAACCAAACAAGACUAAAGCUACAGUUGGCAAAAGAUUCUGAAAUGAAAGUUGGUUCUGAUGAGGCUAUAGAUAUUUCGAAGGAGCUCCAAAGAUUGAGUUCUGAGGCAGAGCAAUUUAAAAAAGUGGGAGAAGCUGCAAAAUCAGAAGUUCUGAGAGCAGUUUCUGAGAUUGAACGGACAAAAACUAAGAUAAAAACAGCCGAAAUCAGUUUGAUUGCUGCCAGAAAAAUGAAGGAAGCAGCUAGAGCAGCAGAAGCUGUUGCACUAGCAGAUAUCAAGGCUCUCGAGAACCCUGCAACCUCGUCUGGAAACUACUUGCAAAAUUCUGACAGGGUAACACUUUCAUUUGAGGAGUACUCUUCUCUGACCUGCAAAGCUAAACACGCUGAAGAACUUUCUAAGAGGAGAGUAAUAGAUGCUAUGCUUCAAGUUGAUGAAGCGAACGUAUCAAAAACAGAAAUCUUAAAAAGGGUGGAGGAAGCUACAGAGGAAGUCAAAACUAGUAAGGUGGCAUUGGAAGAAGCUCUGAACAGAGUUGAAGCUGCAAACAGGGGGAAGCUAGCAGUUGAAGAGGCUCUUCGCAAAUGGAGAUCCGAUCAUGGCCAGAAAAGACGCUCUGUUCACAAUUCUACCAAGUUUAAGAACCCUUGCCCAUCACAGCAUCGAAGAGAGUCGCAUCUCCUUGAUGUGAACGGGCUGAAUCUGGCCAGUGAUGGAUCGACACCUGUGUUGAAGCCAACACUAUCAAUUGGACAAAUACUUAGCAGGAAGCUGCUUGUGCCAGAAGAGUUUGGACCAGGGAUGGUGGCAGAGAGAAGCUCUAUGAAGCGAAAGGUAUCACUGGGACAGAUGCUUAGUAAACAACAUGGUGAUCUACCACCUUCUACUCUACCUUCUACUCGGAAGGCUGAGAGGGAGAAUGGUCAGAAGCAGUUCUCUGCAAAGAGAAAGAAGUUUGGAUUUGCUAAGUUCUCAAUUCUUUUGGCAAAGCAAAGGAAGAAAAAGAAGCCAACCCCAAACUUGAGGUAAGGCAGCUAGUUAAUCAAGAUCCCAAUCAAGAACUGACGACUUCUAAUUUAUGUUUUUGCUGUCCUUAUUUCCUUGUAGUUCGUGGUUUAGAAUUAUGCUAAUUGCUUGGUUCAGUAUUGGGUGUCCCGGUCUGUACUUUGCCAUAUCAUCCUCGUUAUGCUCUGGUUGUAAAGCUGUUUGUUAUCUAUCAAUUAUUCUUGGCCAUCUUUGUGGCUUAUUAA